ACUUUUAAUUUAAUCGAGCUCUUCAGUGAUGGAGUUACAAAAAGUAGAAAUCAUGGCAGCAUUCUGUGGUCAACUACAUGAAAAUAACGUUGAAAUUAGUGUUGAGAAUAUCAAGAAGGGAAAAAGUUUAAUAGCGAAACAAAAUUUUGAAGAAGGAGAUGUUUUGUUUGAAGAAAGACCAGUUGUCAGUUCCCAGUUUCUCUGGAAUGAAUUUUACAAAUAUACGGCGUGUGAAUACUGUUUACGUUCGCUGGAGACGGCCGAAAACCAGAGUAGACGAUUAACAGAAAAUGAAGCGCUUACUUUACCAUACCCCGAGUGUGAUGAAACCAAACCUUCUCAGUAUGUCAAAUGUCCACAGUGUCAGGUGACCUACUGCUGUCAGGAAUGUCAGAAAAACGCAUGGAAGGAGUAUCACCAAAUCUUGUGCAUGGGAUCAUCCAAAGAGGAUGAAAAUCACCCCCUGUAUAAACUACAAGACAUGUGGAGAAACAUUCAUUUCCCACCAGAAUCUUGUAGUAUAAUGCUUAUUGCAAAGAUGAUUGCUCUAGUCAAGCAGAGUACAAAGAAAUGUGAAGUCUUGGAAAAAUUUUCUCGCUUUGUAAAAACAACAGUGAAUGAGGAGGAGGCACUGGUUCAUAAGAUGAUGGGAGAAAAAUUUCAGGAGCCCCUGGAGUUGCUACGGCAACAGGUGACAGAGAUCCUGUUUGAAGACGCAGUUCAGUCUUGGUUCACUCCGGAAGGUUUCCAGUCAUUAUUUGCGAUUGUUGGAAGGAACGGUCAGGGAAUUGGUUCAAGUUCAAUAAGCAGCUGGGUAAAAAAUUGUGAGAAGUUGGAGCUAUCUCAGGAAAAAAAGGAGGAGUUAGACCUUUUUAUUGAUACACUGUAUGAAGAAUUGGAAAACGUAUCUGGUUCAUUUUUGGACUGUGAGGGUUCAGGACUAUACUUGUUGCAAAGUACUUGUAACCACAGCUGUCUGCCGAAUGCCGAGAUAACAUUUCCAUACAAUAACAACAUCAUGUCAGUUAUAGCCAAAGAAAAGAUAGCCAGCGGUCAGGAGAUAUGCAUCAGUUAUCUCAGUGAAUGUGAUAUGUCCCGGAGCCGUCACAGUCGACAGAAAUAUUUAAAGGAAAACUACCUCUUUGUGUGUCAGUGUCCAAAGUGUUUAAGUGAGGCAGAUGAACCUGAUGUUACGUCAGACGAAGAGGAGGAAGACAUGGAUGACGAUGGUGAUCAGUGAACAGAAGCAUUGCCGACAUACAGCGACAAUUUCGUCGACUGACUUCUAUUGAGUGCCAAUCAAUCUCCUCGUUGUGCCUCAUCACGAGGGCAUAUAUCUACAGUUUAUGAGGACUUUCUUUGUCUUUCAAGAUUGAUACGAUUUGACCUCGGUGAAAAAUAUUUCAUUGAGAAAUGAUCUUUAACAAGCCCCACUGGUAAAACAGUGUAUAGAAAUUGAAAUGAAAUCAUGCUUUCAGUUUUUGCUGUAUACACGUGUCAGAAUGAUUGAUAAAGCAACAGAGAUUUUGUAGCCUCUUAGUAUAUUUUGGAAGGUCUAAAAAAAAAUUCCAGUGAUGGUUUGUAAACCUUCCUUACUACAUGUAUUUGACAAUAAUCAAAUAUCAUCUGCAUGAUUGAUUGAUUGUAUAUUGUUUAAUGUUCAACUCGAGAAUCUUUCAUCACUCAUAUGGAGACGUUACCAUUGCUGGUGAAGGGCUGCAAAAUUUAGGCCUAUACUCGGUGCUUACAGCAACUAAAUGGGGUGGUCCUUUGGAUGAGACCGCAAAAACCGAGGCCUCUUUUGUGUUACAGCAGAUGUGGCACGAUGAAGAUCCCUCCCUGCUCAAAAGCCUUAAGCACCAAGCAUAUAGGCUUAAAUUUCGCAGCCCUUCAACAGCAAUGGUAACGUCUCCAUAUGAGUGAUGAAAGAUUCUCAAGUUGGACAUUAAACAAUAUACAAUCAAUCAAUCAUGCAGAUGAUAUUUGAUUACUGUCUAAUAGUAAGGAAGGUUUACAAACCAUCCUUGAUAAUCUGUAUAAUUCUUGUUUAUGUCUAAACCUUGAAGGUAUAUGUAAUGCAGUUAAAAAGUUUUUUAUGCCAUUUAUGAUAUUGAUAUCAUAUACAUGUAUGAUGAUCUUAAUGAAACAGUCAUGCAAUA
Messenger RNA from Ostrea edulis (European flat oyster), 2159 nucleotides. RefSeq names its product histone-lysine N-trimethyltransferase SMYD5-like. The transcript is spliced from 12 exons. NCBI's taxonomy places the organism in Eukaryota, Metazoa, Mollusca, Bivalvia, Ostreida, Ostreidae. The record is from RefSeq and is a predicted model, not a curated record. Gene Ontology annotation, molecular function: histone H4K20 methyltransferase activity; protein binding. Bases 29 to 1240 code for a protein of 403 amino acids.